AUGGCAGACCAGAAGCCCGGUAAACUUGGGCGGGUGCUCAGCUACGCCAGCAACAAGUCGAAAAAGUCUGCCACUCAGGGGCAGAGUCAGAGCCAGAACCAGUAUGGGCAUGCGAGGAAGAAGACCGACUCUUCAGAUACGACAUCGGACAGGCCGUCCAGUCGCAAGAUGCGCACUCACGCAGACCCAACGCUGGCCAUGAGCGAGGCGCAGCCCUCCGCAAUUGCCCUGCAGGAGUCGAGUCUCGGCCAGCUGCGAGGUAUACAGCACAAGGAUCGCUUCGGAAACCUCAUCAACGAAAGUACAAACGGAUACAGCAGGCCAACUAGUUUCUUCGGUGGAGAUCGAUCCAACGGCCAGUACUACCAGCGAGGUGGCCAUGAUAGCUACUAUGGAUCCCGCGGCUACCAGUCACGGCCAGAGAGCUACGUCGAUGCAUACGGCAAUUCGGACGUGGGCCAGAACAACUACAACAGCCAGCGGCCGUCUCGUCGUCCUGCUCCGCGGACGAAUUCUGACCUUAACUACAUUCCCAACCCAUCAAACUCCUACUACCCGCAAGCCCCUUAUCAAAACAACAACGACAUGAACCCAAAUUCCAACUCUCCCUCAGGGUCGGGCAACCGCUCUGUUGACCACUGGAUGAACUCGACUGACCCGAGUUCAGUCAAUAGCUCCAUGGACAGACUGCAGCAGCAACUCCAUCAGCAGCAGCAGCAGCAGCAGCAGCAACCACAGGGACAGCCAAAGUAUGAAGACCUGCCUCCUCCUGCUGAUAACUACGGCUUUUCUGGCUUCGGGACAGACCUGCAGCUGGAACAAUCGCAGGCUUCCUUCAUAGGCCAUCGUCAACCCGCGCAGGACCAGCGGCCUCAGGAGAGUCUAUACAGACCUCAGCAACCAGCCGCUAGCGUUCAACGAAAGAACUUGCCCAACGCUACUUCUCCUCCUCCAGUUACCGCUCCAGCCACCUCUGCUUCUCCUGUAAUGCCCCAGGAAGAAAAGCGCAAGAGCUGGAUUAAGCGACGGCUCAGCAGGUUCUGA
Molecule: messenger RNA, 1044 nt
Organism: Microsporum canis CBS 113480
Lineage: Eukaryota; Fungi; Ascomycota; Eurotiomycetes; Onygenales; Arthrodermataceae
Exons: 4
Coding region: 1-1044 (347 amino acids)
Source: RefSeq, a predicted model, not a curated record